AUGUCCGCUCAUGUAAAAGCUCACGGGGGUGCAAGAAGUGCACCAACCGACACCACACGAUGCUGCAUGAGGCUCAUCAGUCGAACUCAUCAGCGAAGCCGAUCACCACCUCAGCUGCAAUCUCUCGUUCGCCAGCUCAACAUCACUCGUCAUCAUUUCGCCAUUCUCAUCACUGGAAUUAGUGGCGGAAAGACGACGCAAACUCGAGGAGUUGCAUUGCUUAAGCUCCGCUCACUUUACUCAAGUUCAGACGUCGUUAUUCAAGCUCACGUUCUGCAGACGGUAACGAACAUCCUGUCAUCCUUCAACGCUGCACCACAGCAAUGGCCGCAUCUCACCAAGUUAACCUUGGCUGAUCCUGAUUUCCUUACACCACGGCCAGUGGAUAUUAUUAUUGGAGCUGACUCAUAUGGGCAGAUCAUUAAGCCCAACAUCAUCAAACAAGAUCCAUUGAUGCCAAUUGCGCAGCUCUCAAUUUUCGGAUGGCUCGUUCUCGGGCCAGUCGACACAUCAUCAUCGGCAUCAGCUGCAGUACAUCAUGCAUCGAUUCAGGAGAAAGAAGAUGCUCUCGAUGAGUUAUUGUCGAGAUUUUGGACACAAGAAGAAGUGCCUGAGAAUGAGAAUCAUGAUCUUACACCUGACGAGCAAAGGUGUGAAAAAUACUUUAAGUCCACAGUUUCUCGGGAUUCAGCAGGCCGAUACACGGUUCGAAUUCCAUUCAAAUCAUCACCUGAUACUCUUGGCGAUUCGUAUCUCGCUGCGCAUCGAUGUUUGCAAAGUUUACUAAGAAGACUCUCCCGAGAUGACAACUAUCGACGUUUGUAUCAUCAGUUUAUGACAGAAUAUCGAGAGCUCACUCACAUGAAGAAGGUUUCACCCGUUUCCAGUCAGCUCACACAAUAUUACUUGCCCUAUCACGGAGUGCUCAGACCAGAUAGUGCAACUACAAAAUUACGGGUGGUAUUUAAUGGCUCGAGUGCAUCUACAUUCGGCCGCUCACUUAAUGAUCUCAUGCACACGAGAGCCAAAUUGCAUUUAGACGUCACCGAUGUUUUACUCUGGAUUCGACAAUUUCGGCAUUUAGUUGCCACGGACAUCACCAAGAUGUACAGACAAAUCAACGUACAUGAAGAUGACUGGAAUUUACAACGAAUUCUAUGGAUAGAUGAACUGCUCAAUGAAUUGUCAUAUUAUCUAACCACGGUCACGUAUGGGACCAAGGCUGCCCCGUUCUUGGCAUUGCGAACAUUGCUGCAACUGGUGGAGGAUGAAGGCCACAAUUUUCCCCUUGCAGUGCCGUCCAUCCUUCGAGGUCGAUAUGUCGACGACAUUUUUGGAGGCGCUGACACGGUUCAGCAGCUAAUAAAAAUUUCAUUGCAGCUAAAGAAUUUGUGCAUGGCGGGCGGUUUUCCACUGGCCAAGUGGCACGCGACUCAUCCAGACGUGCUCGCUGCGGUUCAAGCAGAAAAAGACCAGGGCUCACAAACAUUACAUUUGACGAUUGCGAUCUCGUCGCAAACCGAUCAUCUCACCAAACGCCUCGUUUUGUCUGAAGUAGCUCAGAUCUUCGAUCCACUAGGCUUUGCAUCACCAGUAGUGAUCAAGGCAAAGAUGCUCUUGCAGGAGCUUUGGCUACACAAGCUCCUGCAAGAGCAUCAAUGGGAUCAAUGGGAGCAUCACUGCCAUCCCAGCUCUCUUCACGGUGGCUCAUCAUCAGAAAGGAACUCACCAGCUUAA
Temnothorax curvispinosus is the source of this 1737-nucleotide messenger RNA. RefSeq lists its product as uncharacterized. The record is from RefSeq and is a predicted model, not a curated record. The transcript is spliced from 3 exons. Lineage: Eukaryota; Metazoa; Arthropoda; Insecta; Hymenoptera; Formicidae. Bases 1 to 1737 code for a protein of 578 amino acids.